AUGAAUUACGAGAUACUACCAAUUGUUAAAGGGGACUUUAAAUACUUCAUUCCUCCUUUGUUCAGGUCCAUGGGUUUUGCCCACUUUGUUGCGACUCUAUGGCCUGACAACCAAACUGACCAAGGCCAGCAACGUGCAAUUGAACGAUUCAUGGCAGAGAUGGACGAUCAUCCCGGGAUCAGGUGGAUCAAAGCCGUGGAUAGCACAGCCGCCGAAGCAGACGGUAGCCCCAAGAUUGUGGGAAUUGCACAGUGGGCUAUUUUCGAGGCCGACAAAACCUACCAUGAGGUCCCUCACUACGCCCCCGGUGAUCUCUGGCCCAAUAAACUAGAGAAGGACUAUGCAAUCCAUCUGUGGGAAAGCUAUAUUCAACCGAGGCGGGCGGUACUCCGGAAAGAGAAUCUUCCGGUUGUCAACUUGCAAAUUUUGUGCGUGUGGCCUGAGUAUCGGAAACAUGGUGCUGGAGGCCAGCUCGUAGAUUGGGGCAAUAGAUUAGCUGACGAAAUGAAUGCCCAAUGCAUCGUGGAGGCGUCGGGAAUGGGCCAGCCACUUUACGAGAAAUUCGGGUAUGAAGUGAAAGAACAAGUCGGACUCAAGGAUGAUGCAAGAUUCAAUGAUAGAAUGUAUGGUAAAAUCCACAUCUUUAUGGCGAGACUGAGGCGAGAACCUAUCUAA
Molecule: messenger RNA, 675 nt
Organism: Aaosphaeria arxii CBS 175.79
Lineage: Eukaryota; Fungi; Ascomycota; Dothideomycetes; Pleosporales
Exons: 3
Coding region: 1-675 (224 amino acids)
Molecular function (GO): acyltransferase activity, transferring groups other than amino-acyl groups
Source: RefSeq, a predicted model, not a curated record